AUGGGCACCGAGGGGUGUGCGCUCAGACAGCAUCGCAUCGUCAAUCUACACCCGACGGACACUGGACUCGAGCGUACAGGUGCUGUUGUCUUCAGAGCCAACUGCAUUAUGGAGCAGAAGAUAAAUGAGGGUCCUAACAACACAUCCCCUCAAAAGCAGAUGAAGAACCGCUCUAAGUCUAUAGAGGGGACGCAACAAAUGAGGAAGGGCAUUUCUUCACAGAAAUCCCUUCCAUGCAGACCAGAGCUGGAAAAGGUUAAGGAGUGUCCCCUAGAUUCUGACACGCCAUCCUCCUCCAUCGAGCAGCUGAAGUGA
Molecule: messenger RNA, 315 nt
Organism: Knipowitschia caucasica
Lineage: Eukaryota; Metazoa; Chordata; Actinopteri; Gobiiformes; Gobiidae
Source: the annotation of a GenBank genome assembly